Messenger RNA from Lachancea meyersii CBS 8951, 1632 nucleotides. NCBI's taxonomy places the organism in Eukaryota, Fungi, Ascomycota, Saccharomycetes, Saccharomycetales, Saccharomycetaceae. The record is from the annotation of a GenBank genome assembly.
AUGAGUACAGAUUUCGAACGUAUCUUUCUGAAUCAGUCCAAGUCCAGCGGGAGAUUCCGGAUUGCGGACUCUGGUUUAGGGUGGAAAAUCUCGAGUAGCGGUGGGUCGACCGCAGGCCAGCAAAAAGCGCCGUUGCUUCUGCCAGCGACCGAAUUGGCGUCUGUGCAAUGGAGCAGAGGAUGCAGGGGCUAUGAACUGAAAAUAAACACGAAAAACCAAGGUGUGGUACAAUUGGAUGGGUUUUCGCAAGAGGAUUUUAACUUGGUCAAAAACGACUUCAAAAGAAGAUUUAAUGUGCAAGUAGAUAGCCGUGAUCACUCCCUGCGGGGCUGGAACUGGGGAAAAGCCGACAUGGCUCGUAACGAAAUGGUUUUUUCUUAUAAUGGCAAACCAACUUUCGAAAUUCCGUACGCGCACAUCAGCAACACGAAUUUGACGGCCAAAACCGAGGUGGCCAUCGAAUUUGACCUCACCAAGGAAGACUAUAACCCAGCCGGGGACGAGCUAGUCGAAAUGCGGUUCCACGUCCCGGGCACCAUUCAGGACGAAAACGAAAACGAAAACGAAAACGACGAGAAACCCAAAGCAGAGGGAGAAGAGCAAGACGUGGACAUGCAGAAAGAGCAGAAACCUGCAGCAGAAUCUUUUUACGAGGAACUCAGAGAGAAGGCCGAUAUCGGAGAGGUCUCAGGUGACGCCAUUGUGUCCUUCCAAGACGUUUUCUUCACCACCCCAAGAGGCCGUUACGACAUCGAUAUUUACAAGAACUCCAUCAGAUUGAGAGGUAAAACCUACGAGUACAAACUGCAACAUCGCCAAAUCCAGAGAAUUUUCUCGCUGCCCAAGGGCGAUGACAUUCACCACUUGAUGGUACUGUCAAUCGAGCCACCCUUGCGCCAGGGUCAAACGUCGUACCCAUUUUUGGUUAUGCAGUUCCAAAGAACAGAAGAAACCGAAGUGCAGCUCAAUGUGGAAGACGACGAGUUUGAGGAGCUGUACAAGGACAAGCUCAUGAAACAGUAUGACGCUCAGACCCACGUUGUUCUGAGUCACGUACUGAAGGGUCUGACAGGACGCAGGGUGAUUGUUCCAGGCCAAUAUAAGUCCAAGUAUGACCAAUGUGCGGUAUCGUGCUCUUUCAAAGCGAACGAGGGUUAUCUGUAUCCGCUAGAAAGCGCCUUCCUCUUUCUCACAAAACCAACCAUCUACAUGCCGUUCAGUGACGUCAGCAUGAUCAACAUCUCCAGAGCCGGUAAGUCCACCACGUCGGCAAGAACCUUCGAUCUCGAAAUCGCUUUACGUGCCAACGCUGGAUCAACCACUUUUGCAAACAUUUCAAAAGAGGAACAGCAGCUUCUGGAGCAUUUUCUCAAGUCUAAAAACCUAAGGGUCAAGAACGAAGAAAAGGAAGCACAGCAGAGAUUGGAGAACGCUUUGGGGUCCGACAGUGGCGAUGAGGAUGUGAACAUGGGUUCCGCCGGUGAGGACGACGAGUCUGUGGACGAAGAUUUCAACGCCAGUUCGGAGGACGACGAUGUGGCAGAGGAAUUUGACUCAGAUGCCCCAGCCAGCGACAGCGAGGCUGAAGGCGACGAUGAUAGCAGACCGGCCAAGAAAUCAAAACUCCAGUAG